Salvia splendens (bonfire salvia) is the source of this 387-nucleotide messenger RNA. Its product is annotated as 60S ribosomal protein L38-like. The coding region runs from base 1 to 387 and encodes 128 amino acids. The record is from RefSeq and is a predicted model, not a curated record. NCBI's taxonomy places the organism in Eukaryota, Viridiplantae, Streptophyta, Magnoliopsida, Lamiales, Lamiaceae. Gene Ontology annotation, cellular component: ribosome; cytosolic large ribosomal subunit. Gene Ontology annotation, biological process: protein-RNA complex assembly; translation. The transcript has 4 exons. Gene Ontology annotation, molecular function: structural constituent of ribosome.
AUGUCGUUGGAUCAGUGUCAGGGUCGAGUUUAUUUGAGUUCUGAUAGUAUCUCAAACUCAGAUUUGACAUCAAAUGGCUUAGCUGAGAUACAUUCUGUUGAAUUUUUGAAUAAGUUGAAGUGUUCAGUGUUUCUCUCAGUAAAAGUGUAUGGUUUGAGCUUCAAUGAGGAUAGCACUAUGCCGAAGCAGAUUCAUGAGAUAAAGGAUUUUCUUCUGACAGCUAGAAGGCCGGAUGCACGUUCCGUGAGGAUCAAGAGGAGUAAAGAAGUGGUUAAGUUCGAGGUUAGGUGCUCAAAGUACCUAUACACCCUUUGCGUGUUUGAUCUCGAGAAGGCUGAGAAAUUGAAGCAGUCCCUUCCACCCGGUUUGAGUGUGCAAGACCUGUGA